UUGUCUGCAGAAAACUUGGCAGUUGCUGAAGAGCUGAGUUACACAAUAUCUGCACAAAUGGCGUCUGGCUGUGAGAAACUAAUUCAAAUGAGUGAUGGGAACAAGAUCCCUAUUAUAGGAUUUGGCACUUAUGCCCCUCAAUAUAUACCGAAGGCUCAGAGUGAAGAAGCCACAAAGGUUGCCAUUGACAUUGGUUUUCGCCAUAUAGAUGGAGCUUACCUAUAUGCUAAUGAGGAAGAAGUUGGACUGGCCAUUCAAGAAAAGAUUAGAGAUGGGACAGUAAAACGGGAAGACAUUUUUUAUACAGGGAAGCUGUGGAGCACCUUUCAUGUACCGGAACUAGUUGAACAAAACGUAAGACAAUCCCUGAAGACACUCCAGCUGGCCUACAUGGAUCUUUUUAUCAUCCACUGGCCUGUUUCUUUAAAGGCUGGAGUAAGUGUGAUCCCUAGGGAUGAAAACGGCAAAAUUAUUCUUGACAAAAAUGUUGACCUGUGUGCUGUUUGGGAAGCUCUAGAGAAAUGUAAAGAUAUCGGAUUGGUUCGAUCUAUUGGAGUCUCCAACUUUAACAAGAAACAGCUUGAGAUGAUCCUUAACAAACCAGGUCUGAAGUACAAGCCAGUUUGUAACCAGGUUGAAUGUCAUCCAUAUCUGAACCAGAGCAAACUACUGGAGUACUGCAAGAGUAAGGACAUUGUACUGACCGGGUACAGUGUCCUGGGCUCGCACAGAGAUCUAACAUGGGUGGACCAGACCUCCCCAGUGCUGCUGGAAGACCCAGUGCUAAAUUCAUUAGCUAAGAAACACAACAAGUCCCCAGCUCAGAUAGCACUCCGAUACCAAAUCCAACGUGGGGUUGUGCCAAUUGCGAAGAGCUAUAAUCCUCAACGGAUCAAGGACAAUUUUCAGGUCUUUGACUUCCAGCUGUCUCAAGAGGACAUGGAAACUAUUAAUGGACUGAACAGAAAUCUGCGUUAUGUGAUAAUACCAGAUUUUGCAGAUCACCCACAGAAUCCAUUCAGUGAGGAAUUCUGAGAAAUAUACAACCAUAUGAAAAUAUUAAAAAAGGAAAAUUUGUGCUAAGAUUGUGGUGAAUAUUGUUGUGUAAGUCUCAUAACAUAUGGAGUAUUCAGCUUUAAAAUUGUUUUUAUUCUUAAAAAAUAAUAGUUAUAUAAAAUUAAUUUAGUUUCAGAUGUUUUAUUUUACCUGCUGAAGCAAUUCAACAUAAUUGUUUUAUUAUUGUUCAAUCAAUGAAGAGCCAACAUAGUACGCAGUGCUAGGUAUAAUUGUACGGAACGAUAGACAGCUACAUGAAUCAGAACACAGGGAUAUAUAGCAGGACUUGGGAAAUCUUCACUGCAGUUUUUAUUUUCAGUUCUCAGAACUUUAAAACCCAUAAUUUUACUGCGAUUUUUAUUUUCACUUUGUAUAAUUAAAUCAUUUAUAUUAUAA
Molecule: messenger RNA, 1452 nt
Organism: Bombina bombina (fire-bellied toad)
Lineage: Eukaryota; Metazoa; Chordata; Amphibia; Anura; Bombinatoridae
Product: prostaglandin-E(2) 9-reductase
Exons: 9
Coding region: 58-1035 (325 amino acids)
Biological process (GO): steroid metabolic process
Cellular component (GO): cytosol
Molecular function (GO): aldose reductase (NADPH) activity; ketosteroid monooxygenase activity; steroid dehydrogenase activity
Source: RefSeq, a predicted model, not a curated record